Molecule: messenger RNA, 576 nt
Organism: Melampsora larici-populina 98AG31
Lineage: Eukaryota; Fungi; Basidiomycota; Pucciniomycetes; Pucciniales; Melampsoraceae
Exons: 5
Coding region: 103-576 (157 amino acids)
Biological process (GO): translation
Cellular component (GO): cytosolic small ribosomal subunit; ribosome
Molecular function (GO): structural constituent of ribosome
Source: RefSeq, a predicted model, not a curated record
GGAGCAGUGGAGCCAUUGACAGUAUCGAAGUUCGGAUCACCGACGAUAGCGACACCGACGAGACACCCUUACCAACUUCUCACCGACCAGUAGUUCUUCAAGAUGGGUGCCUGUAAACCAAGAGGUCUUCACGCCGCACGAAAACUCCGUAACCAACGACGAGAGAACCGAUGGGCCGAUAAGACUUACAAGAAACGUGCCCUUGGAACCGCUUACCGAUCAUCUCCCACUGGUGGAUCAUCUCACGCUAAAGGUAUCGUACUUGAAAAGGUUGGUGUUGAAGCUAAACAACCUAACUCUGCUAUCCGAAAGUGUGUUCGAGUACAAUUGAUCAAGAACGGAAAGAAGGUCACCGCUUUCGUACCUAACGAUGGUUGUCUUAACUUUUUGGAUGACAACGACGAGGUCUUGAUUGCUGGUUUCGGACGAAAGGGAAAGGCCAAGGGUGAUAUUCCUGGUGUGCGAUUCAAGUGUGUCAAGGUCUCUGGUGUCGGUCUGAUGGCACUUUGGCUCGAGAAGAAGGUUAGUUGUCGAUCCUUUGAUUUCGUUUUCACCAUCCUCUCAUUAACUCGUUGA